AUGGCACCGUGGUGUUUUGCCGCGGAGAUGCCGGAGAUGUUACGUGCGGAUUUGCAGCGUCAGUUCCAGCAGUUGCUGGCCCUCGGAUGGUUGGGCCGCGCCUAUCAAUUCCUACCGCAACUGGUGACGGCCGUGCUGCCGAAGGUUUUUGACUUCGAGGCCUACGAUGCAACGAAGGCGGUGCGACAAGAGGAUGGGACGGUUGAAAUCACCUUGAAGGAAAGCAGUAUCCUGGCGCGUGGCUUACCUUUCCAUUUCAGGCUUGAGACCUCCGAUGACUCGCGGGUCACCUCUGCUUCUUUGUUGCGCAUCGGCUGCGACCUCAACGCCCUCGCAGCCGGUGAUGCGGUGGAAACGGGGCUGACGGAGGGCCAGGUGUGUGAGUGGAUCAAGGACGAGGAGAACAAGAAGGUCCUCGUCUCUGCCCUGGUCACCGCCAUCUUCGAUCGUCUCUCCCCUGUCGCCGCCGCGUUGGACGCCGACGUAUCGCUGCGCAGCACGGGGCCCAGGACGUUUUCGCCAAAAAAGGAGGUCUUCGGGCGCGAAGGGAGUUCGGAAAAGUGGCUUCAAUGCAUUUGUGGCUAUUACUUUGCAGCCGCCCAGCUGGAAGACGUUUAUUUGGAGGAGGAUCCCUCAGCGCGUUUCACCUUUUAUUUGGAUCCUUUGGAGCCUUUGAACUCGGAGGAUCCCACCAAAAAUGUGAAUCCGGAGGUGGUGUGCUGUCAAUUCCUGGAGAAAAAAAUGGGGGAGGAAUUGGGGCGCUGUGAGUUGUCGCCCUUCUUCUGCCCCGCGCCACUGGCCACCAACGCCCACCUGGUACAGCUCGACACGCAGUUCCGCCGCGGUGAUGUGGUAAACCUGGAAUGCCACACAGGUUUCACCUAUUUGGAAGGGGACCUGCAGAUCUAUUGCAACGUCAGCGAUGACCACGAUGGAGGACAGUGGAAAGUGGCUGACGGCACCGUGGCAAAGCCGGUGGUUUGCGUGCCACAGCAGGAUUUCUGCCUGCUGCCGCUGGUCAGCAAUGGCUACGUCUACAACGUCACGGAGCAGGGCACUAUGGGAAGCGUCAUCGAACUACACUGUCAAGACGGCUUUCAGGAUCCAAGAUCGCAAGUGGAACAGCGUACAGCCCUCUGUGGCGGUCUGGGACAGUUCCAAGUUGGUAUCUCGCGGGUGAGUCGUGAUUUGAUUCGCGCCACGAAUUUGGUCCAAGACGUGCUGGACGAAUUGGAAUCCUACUGGGCCAUGGACACCCGCGAGUCCGACACCAACUGGCGCGCGCUGAUGCAGUUCGAGUACCGUUGGCGUUCCGAGCUAGAACGAGGGCUAGAAGGCUUACCGGACGGCAGUGCUGUGCAGGAGGUCCUGUUUCAGAUUCCCAACUACGAUGGCGUCACAGACAAGUGGCUGGCGGUCUUUACCAUGGAGGAUGUGCGAAACCUCAAGAGGAUGUUGGAAGAGAAGCAACUGGAGAUGCUAGAUCUCGUGGAGCAGCACCACGGCAUGCAUAGCGCCAUCUCCGUUGACCUCUUUGCUGAAGCCCGUGGGAUCGGUCCCCCUUUUUACUGCGUGUUCAUCGGGUCAGCCGAUGAAGAGCAGCAAACAUCUGGCAGCCUGGGAACUUUCAAGCUGGAAUCCGUUGCCCGAUCACCUUUGAUGCAGGAGAGGCCUUCUCUAGGUACCAAAUGUCUCAGAAUCUCGAAGAGUUUGAGCCAUGCAGGGAAGCCGUUGCCGCCCAACAGCCAGUUCACCACGACCAGUCCGACGCCCGUGGCGCUUGGAGAGGAAAUCUCCAUGGAGUGUCAUCCGCACUACGUCUAUGACCUGGGUCUUCAGACACUGAUGUGUGGAAACUCCAUCAACGGAAGCUCCCAAUGGCUCGCGCCUGACGGCAGUCAAGCGCGGCCUGAGAUUAGUUGUACCUUGAACCGUUCCUGGUGUCCGGAGCUUCCGAGCCUGAUAAACCACGCCGCGGUGGUGUCGAUGAUGCCGUUGCACCGGGCCGUGGACACGGAGGUGCGCUUCGCCUGUCGUCGUGGAUUUCAAGCGACCGCUGGCCAUGCCUUCGGGCGAUGUUCGGUGGACGGCUGGUGCUCCAUGGCAGAUCCGUCCGAUCCGACGUGCGUCACACCUCCGGAUUGGCUCCGAUGCGAAGCGAUUCCCGCCUAUUGCCCUCCCUGGUCGGGCUACAACUUCUCGGAACCUUACAACAGCAGCAGCGCCCCCAAGGUGGUUCGCGUGGUGGAUCCCCUGGCGCACGUCUUUUUGCGGGAAGUGCGACAGCUGCCGUUGCCCUCGGGCCUUCUGGGCGACGUGGUCACCGUGACUUGUCCUUCGGAGUUCAGCCGCGCCAGCGGCGACACGCGCUUCCGCUGCGGCCAUGGCUUGAAUGGCGGGCAAUGGCAACGAGAGGUCGCGUCAGUGCCGCAGUACAAUGACAACAGUACGCCUGAUGCCAUACUCCACUUGGUGGACGAAGCAACAGCGGAGCCCUUGGUCUGCGAGCUGGAGACGAUGAAAGGUGUCCGGCGGAAGUACUACGACCGACUCCCGGGCCUCUUCCGAAACCACAGCGACAGCGCGGGCUACGAUGUGGUGCCCUAUAUCAAUCAGUUCCAAUCGCCCUACGACGCGGCGCAGUUUGAGGCCUAUUUACGGCCCAAGUUGGCUGGGAACUACACGUUGAGUAUCGAGGUCUUGGGUUCCUUCGUCCUCACCUGGGAAAAGGAGAUCCUCCUGGCCGGGCGCUCACAAGGCCUCUUCCCUGAACUCUUCAACACCUCCGAGCUGGAACUCAGUAGCGAUCAGUUCUACUUCUUCCAUCUGGAGUAUUGGGCGGAUCCACUGCUGCCCGAACGCACGGAUCAAGAGAUGAUCACCUUCCCCAGGAGGAUUCGCUUUCUCUGGAGCGGUCCAGCAGGGGAGAUGCAACCAGUGCCAUAUACCGAGCUGUAUCAUAGCUUCGAUGAAGUCUACGGCUAUCCGAUCACUCUGCGUGGCAUCAAUGACCCCGCACCCUGCGAUUCUCAGAAUACGGUGUCCAUAACAGGUCUGUUGGAGGGUGACAACGGAACCAUCAUCGAUGGAUCCAUCGGUUACAACUACAACGAGGACCUGACCUGCGACUGGAUGUUGGAAGCCACCGGCAACGUGCGCUUCACCAUCUUUGCCAACUUCUUCGAUGUGGUGGGAACCACCAACUGCGGAGGCGAUCGCCUGGAGUUCUACGUCGCAGCGGGGAACGCCUU
Molecule: messenger RNA, 3251 nt
Organism: Cladocopium goreaui
Lineage: Eukaryota; Dinophyceae; Suessiales; Symbiodiniaceae
Source: the annotation of a GenBank genome assembly